UCGCGACUUGCAAAUAUAACCUAUAUUCAUAUGUAUAUAUAUUUACACGUAUUACAUAGUAAAGUAGUGUCAUAAGUGCGAUCGUACUAGUCGUCGAUCAGGCGAUAGAUAAAAUUAUUUUAGAAUAAGAACAAAAUAGAAAAGAUAUCUACAUAUAUAUAAUUAAUCAACCUUUCAAAGAUGAUGGCUAACUGUGUGAGGAAUAUCAGCCGUGAGACUUCUCGACGUAAUUUCGCAACAUGGAACGAGAUUUUCUCAGUAUUUUCCGGUGGACGUAACAACUAUGCUACAGAAGCAUCAUUCGAAACGAAACCUUUCAGAUUACAUAAAUUAGAUUCUGGACCGUCAACAAAAGUAACAGUAUCACGAGAAGACGCACUUGAUAUUUACAAAAAAUUACAUACUAUCAGACGAAUCGAAACUGCUGCUGGUAAUUUAUAUAAAGAAAAAAUAGUUCGUGGAUUUUGUCACUUGUAUUCUGGACAAGAAGCAUGUGCAGUAGGAAUGAGUGCAGCCUUAAGGUCCCAGGACUCUGUGAUCACAGCUUACCGUGCCCACGGUUGGACUUAUUUGAUGGGUAUUCCACCAGUAGGAGUACUGGCUGAGUUGACGGGUAGACAAAGUGGUAAUGCGCGUGGUAAGGGAGGUUCUAUGCACAUGUACGCCAAAAAUUUCUACGGUGGAAACGGUAUCGUUGGUGCUCAGGUUGCACUGGGGGCUGGAAUAGCUUUUGCACACAAAUACAAAGGAGAUGGAGGAGUAUGUUUAGCAUUGUACGGUGACGGAGCCGCCAAUCAAGGUCAAAUUUUUGAAGUUUACAAUAUGAGUAAACUGUGGGAUGUUCCUUGCAUUUUUAUCUGUGAAAAUAAUCAGUAUGGAAUGGGUACAAGUGCUGAAAGAGCUGCUGCUAAUACAGAGUAUUAUACCCGUGGUGAUUACAUACCUGGAAUCUGGGUUGAUGGUAUGGAUGUAUUAGCUGUCAGAGAAGCCAUGAGAUUUGCGAUUAAGCACUGUACAUCUGGCAAAGGACCACUUGUAAUGGAAACAAUGACAUACAGGUACAGUGGUCACAGUAUGUCAGACCCUGGUACCAGUUACAGAACAAGAGAAGAAAUUCAAGAAGUCAGACAAACUCGUGAUCCAAUCACUGGUUUCAAAGAACGAAUUCUUAAUGCUAAUCUCGUUACUGCUGACGACUUGAAGAAAUUGGAGUCAGAAAUAAAGAAAGAAGUUGAUGAAGCUGUAAAAAUUGCCAAGGCCGACAAAGAAAUUGAUGAUCACGAGCUCAGUGCUGAUAUUUACUCCGCUUGCUUGGAAGAUGAAAUUCGUAAUGUCACACCAUUUACUUCUCUAAAGCACAGUAGAAUCGGGCCAGCCGUCAACGCUUAAACCAUAUCGACACCUUUUAUAGUUGAAUUUAUUUUUCAAUAAUUUAAUGAAUAAAAUAAUUAAUUAAAUACCCAAGUAAUUAACGGCUCACAUCUUGUCGUUACGUCUUAGUUUAUGUAUUUAAAUACAAUUUAAAUCCGAUAAAAACUUGUUAUCAAUAAAUCGACUUAGAAAAUUAAACAAAUUAUUUAAAAAAGUAUCAGUCGCUGUUAUUGCCUGCUUGGACAACAAUGUAAAAAAAUAUUAAGACGAUUAUCAAUCAAUUUUAAGAAAUAAAAAUCACGACGUUUAUUAA
Molecule: messenger RNA, 1684 nt
Organism: Cotesia glomerata
Lineage: Eukaryota; Metazoa; Arthropoda; Insecta; Hymenoptera; Braconidae
Product: probable pyruvate dehydrogenase E1 component subunit alpha, mitochondrial
Exons: 7
Coding region: 181-1389 (402 amino acids)
Biological process (GO): pyruvate decarboxylation to acetyl-CoA
Cellular component (GO): intracellular membrane-bounded organelle
Molecular function (GO): pyruvate dehydrogenase (acetyl-transferring) activity
Source: RefSeq, a predicted model, not a curated record